Messenger RNA from Erigeron canadensis, 2250 nucleotides. Its product is annotated as branched-chain-amino-acid aminotransferase-like protein 2. The record is from RefSeq and is a predicted model, not a curated record. The transcript is spliced from 19 exons. Gene Ontology annotation, biological process: carboxylic acid metabolic process. Bases 188 to 1861 code for a protein of 557 amino acids. NCBI's taxonomy places the organism in Eukaryota, Viridiplantae, Streptophyta, Magnoliopsida, Asterales, Asteraceae. Gene Ontology annotation, molecular function: catalytic activity.
ACAACACAUACACAAACGGCAAACCCAAGUGAUCAGAGAGUUUUUUUUUUGUUGUAUCAUAAAUCCCAAAAACUACCAGCUCCUCCUUCCUUCCACAUAAUAAUUGUUUGUAUAUAUAUACAAGCAGAAAACAUAUUAUAAGUUUGAAUUGGAAGUUGGAGGUGGAAAUAAAUUAUAGUACCAAAAAAUGGGUAAAGAUGAGCAAGAAACAACACAAGUGAUUCAUUCAUGGUCUGCUCCAAGAUCUUUAAGCACUAGUCUUAUGUACUCUUUUGCUCAGAGGGAUGAUACAGAAGUUCUUGAUGAACCUCUAUAUGCACACUAUUUAAGGGUGACAGGGGCUGAUAGGCCGUAUAGAGAAGAACUUCUUUCAACAAUGGAGCCUGACGGAAAUAAGGUUGUGAGGAACAUCAUUUAUGGUCCGGGAGAAAAGAAGUAUCGUUAUUGUAAGCAUAUAGCAAAACAAAAUCUUCCUGGCUUAAGUGAUGAGUUGAUAAAGAAUGGAAAACACUUUAUAUUGAUUCGGAAUCCCCUUGAUAUAUUGCAAUCGUUUGACAAGGUUGUCCCAUCAUCCUUCCAUGAACUGGGCUUGGCAGACCUGGUUUCUGUAUACAGUGAACUUUGUGCAGCAGGGAAUCCCCCUCCUAUUAUCGAUGCAGCUCAACUUCAAGAAGACCCGGAGGCUGCCUUACGUGGACUUUGUGAAGAUCUUGAUAUCCCAUUUCAGGCUUCAAUGCUCAGAUGGGAAGCUGGUCCAAAAUCUGUUGAUGGCCUUUGGGCUCCAUGGUGGUACAAAAGUGUGCACAAAUCUACAGGAUUUUCGCAAUCUAUAAAAUAUCGUCCGCCAUUUCCGCAAUCGCUUUAUGACUUGCUGGAGCAAAGUUUACCCUUCUAUAACAUGCUAAGGAGUCAUGCAAGACAAAAAAGAUUUCCCAAGCUUCCAAAACCAUCUCUUCCAGUUCCUGCCAACGAAAAGCUUCUUGUGUGGGUUGGUGAUGAAAUUUUACCCCGUGACAGUGCAAUGGUAUCAGUAUUUGACUCGGUUGUCCAAGGUGGUGAUUCGGUAUGGGAAGGACUAAGAAUUUAUAAAGGGAAAGUGUUCAAGCUAGAAGAACAUUUAGACAGGUUGUUUGACUCGGCAAAAGCUCUAGCUUUUAAUAAUGUACCAACUCGUGAUGAGGUUAAGGAUGCCAUAUUCAAGACACUGAUUAGGAAUGGGAUGUUUGACAAUGCACAUAUACGUUUAAGUUUGACACGUGGCAAGAAGGUUACUUCAGGGAUGAGCCCAGGUUUCAAUCUUUAUGGAUGCACCUUAAUAGUCCUUGCAGAGUGGAAACCACCAGUCUAUGACAAUACAAAGGGUAUUACUUUGGUGACUGCAACCACUCGUCGUAACUCACCAAAUAAUUUGGAUUCCAAGAUUCACCACAACAACCUCCUCAACAAUAUACUCGCAAAGAUAGAAGGGAACAAUGCAAAUGCUGAUGAUGCAGUCAUGCUCGACAAGGAUGGUUACGUGUCUGAAACAAAUGCUACAAACAUUUUUUUGGUGAAGAAAGGUAUUGUUAUGACACCUCAUGCUGAUUACUGUCUUCCAGGCAUCACUCGAGCAACUGUCAUGGACCUUGUGAAGAAUGAGAACUUGGUUUUGGAGGAGCGGCGGAUCAGCCUAUCAGAGUUUCAUACUGCAGAUGAGGUGUGGACUACUGGGACCAUGGGAGAACUCAGCCCUGUUUUAAAGAUCGAUGGGCGUGUAGUAGGUGAUGGUACAGUCGGGCCAGUUACUAAAAGAUUGCAAAAUUCUUUCAAAAAGCUAACUGAAGGACUUGGAGUACCUAUACCUGAUUAUCAGCAUGCCUAAAUUUUGCAGGUAACUGGAUGGCAUUUGUGAAAGAGGUCGGAGUUGAACUGGAGAGGUCGUAAAGCUUAUGAUGUAGAGGGUAGUUUGAUGAGAAGAUCCUAAUAAGCCAAAAAUAACUCAUGUUCCUAUGCACACAAAAACUUAUAAUUUAUGAAUCUUGAAAGGUUUACCUUUUCAAGUUAUGGCUUGAAAUAAAAGAAGUUACAUAUAUAUGUGGUGUAAAAUCUGUGUAAAUAUAUCUUUAGAGGACCUUGUAGCAAUAGCAAGCAACACAUUUAAAGCAAAAGGAAACCAACAACCUUUGCUAUGCAAACUGGAACUUGGCGACGUUUGAUCAGUGUGACAUGAAACCUGGUAUAAUACCUCAUAUAAAUGCAUGUUUAGAAAAA